AUGGCAUCAGGUCAUUCCGCUCCGUCAUCGUCAUCAUCAAUUCCAAAGCCAACAGUCAAGGGUCCGGCUCUCCAUCAAGUAUCGUCAAUUGCUUCACUGCGACCGAGUAAUCAAACCCCUCACGCUACGCUUUCUUCGGCGUCCGUUGAUAAAACCAGUGCCUUUGCAGAACAAGGCGAAGUCAAAUCUGGACGAGCACUCAGUGUAAGCAGACGAGCGAGGGAUGAUUGGAUUGUCAGUGGUCAGGAGAAAGCUUUGUCGUCCGAUAGCAAAUUUCGAAAAUAUGCCGCCUUGGUGGAACGCACCUUACUCUCGAUCGAUCAAGUCAACGAAUGGGCUGACUUUAUCACCUUUUUAGCCAAAUUGCUCAAAACUCUUCAAUCUCAUCCUCAAUAUUCCAUCAUUCCUCAUAAACUGAUAGUAGCCAAGAGACUCAGCCAGUGUCUCAAUCCUGCUUUACCUCAAGGUGUUCAUCAACGAGCAUUGGACGUUUACGAAUACAUCCUUACAACAAUCGGGUCGGACGGUCUCAGAAGAGAUUUACAAGUUUGGAGCGCUGGGCUGUUUCCGUUCUUUCAGUAUGCGGCUACGGCUGUACGAGAGUUGAACAUUGAUGGUCCCUCGCGAUUGCCACAGCCAAUAGUUCUGGGUCUUUACGAGAAGCAUUAUCUACCGUUAAAGGCAGACCUCCGACCAGCUAUCAAGGCUUUCAUUUUGGCGGUUUUACCUGGAUUGGAGGAAGAGACCGGUGAACACUUUGAACGAGUGUGCUCCCUGUUAGAUCAACUAUCAGGCGCAGUAUCACUAUCAUUCUUCUUGCAAAAUAUGUGGUUGAUCUUGAUAACUGGGCCGGGUUACCGGAUAUCAGCUAUCAACUUUUUGUGCCGAAGAAUGCCUCAAUUUGAACCUGAUCGAAGCAUAUCACCAAUAGUGGGUGAAGACGUGGGAUUGAUGGUACGAGGAUUCGCCGCUGCGCUCGAGGACAGCAAUAUCUUGGUCCAACGAGGUAUAUUGGACUUGAUACUGAAUCAUGCAAGGCUCGACAGCCACGGAUUUAUCCAUGACACUCGACAUCUUGACCAGCUCUUACUUACGCGGGCCGCAUUGGGGGUAGUCCUCCGAAGAGAUUUAUCCUUGAGUAGGCGGCUGUACACUUGGCUUCUGGGUCCUAUUCCAGCUACCGAAGAACCCGCAGGCCAGCAGCUCAACUACUUUAGAAAAUACGGAUUGGCUCUGGUCACCGAAUCUUUGAGAGAAGACAUGCAAGCGGAGUAUGUUGAUCUGGUCGUCGAACGGCAAAGGCCUUUCAAAAUUUUCAUCGCUCUACUUGAUAAAUGGGAGAUUGGAGGACCCAUCACCGAAGCUUUGGCGUUGGACGCUUUCAGGGCAUUGAAAGGAAUCUUAAAGCCAGGCGACACACAAGAUGAGCUGUUGUUAACCGCCAAUAUGUUAUUCGAUGCGCUCGACCCGCACACCACCUGGAAAACGUUGUUUAUGUCUGCCCACACCUAUGCAUUAUCGGAUAGACCUACCUCAGAUAGUCUAUCAUUGAUCAGGUUCAUCCUCAAAACAUUUCGCAUCAAUGACGAGGAGCUCAUCCGAAUACAUAUACCACUCAUGGCAUUUGUGCUCAUCGAUAUAGUCGAUACAUGCAAGCUGGAAGGCUCUAAAAUACCAUUGUUGCAACAUGAAGCACUACAAGUCGCUGGGACGCUGUUACAAGAGGUCCCCAUCAAAAUAGAUGAGAAUGAAGCCGAUGAAGCCGAUGUAUUAGCCUCAGACUUGUCCAACCUACAAUUGGCUCAAACAUUCUAUGCGGCUAACACCUUCAAGGAGGUCGAUCAUGGCUGCAUCGCCCGCUUGAAACACCGCAAAUUUUACACAGCUGGACUGUCAGCCACUCUGCGUAUUGUUGCCGAUAUCGCUUCAAGGCCUUCGGCGGAAAAGCGGUUUGAAAUACUCGACGCAGCACUCGACGUGUUGGAAGCUCUUCUUCAAUCAAUCCAAGCUGCCCAUGUUCGCAUGGAGCUCGAUUGGAAACCGCAAGCUUGGGCGCCUCCUGUUCUUGACUGCCUGCAAGCGUUGGCUAUUGAUGCCAGUGGUUUUGCUUCCACUGAGAGGUUGGUCCGCGUGAUGCUGAAACUUUCAGACCAGACCAGCAUUUCCCCGGCAUUCCCAAUAGACUCCCGUACCGCACUAUCUGUAAUAAUCGGCAAAUUGCUCGACUUUUUACAGCGGCAUGCGGCUCCAUUUUUCCUACAGGCCGUGAAGCUCAUCUGGGAUCUCAACAAAUUGUCCAAGUUUAGGCAUGUGGAGGGAAUUAUCACUUCCAGGCUAUCCUCUCGAGACCCAACCACCCGAGAGCUAGCAUUUGAAGCGUUCGGCAAUUUGUGGCGAUACACAGAAUAUCUUCUUACAGACGACGUUCAGCUUCCGGGGGCAUGUCUCAGAAUCCCAAUGUUGAUGGUGCUAGACAGUCUCAAGGAUGACAACCUGGUCAAUCGCCGCUGUGGGGAAGCAUGGAUGCGAUGUAGCCUAAAGUCGUACCUUCGUGUGCUUGAUCCUCUUUUCAUCACUUUAAUUUCUUCGGAAAUAAAACGAUCACCGACCACCAUCACACUCGGAGAUCGCACCUUCUCCAUUUUUCACUAUACUCACCCAUUCAAUCAAGCUGCAGUCAACCACGCCUUGGAGUGUGUGUUGACUUUGGCGCGUUUCGGCGGGCAUGGUUUUACUCGGAUUGCUAAGACAUGUUAUAUGAAGCACUCGCAUGAUCCAGUGUUGCGAAAACUGUUAGAUGCUGCUUACCUCUGCCGUUCACCAGCUGGGCUGAACGCCGCCACAUAUUUGGACGGCUUAGUUAAAGUGCUGAUUAUGUACAUCAACAGUGAUCCUGCGCCUAGAUUGACUCCAGCAAUGGAGGCUUUGAACCUUCUCAUUCACGCCACGAUAUCUGAUAUCUUACAAAUGAUUGUCUCUCGAGGUGACCUGACCGGGUCGGAUUUAGCCAUGUUCGAAGAUACGCUUAGUAAUCGCUUGUUAAUAUCAAUUCGAACCUCAGAAUUGAAUCUUCAAAACAAAUUUUUACAUGCGCUUCACGCCAUCAUCAGCGCGGGCUCAGCAUCAUCAUCUCAAUCAUUCCGCAAUGAUUCUCUCGAGAUUGGGCGUAGUAAUGACAGGGCCGCGCAGUUGUUUACUAUUGUGGUUGGUGAUGGAGUUACAACUCAACGCAACAGCGCUGUGGUCCAUCAUUGGAUUGAUUUUUUGCUGAUGACAAUUCCACAAUUCCGACGAUCACUCGAUGAUGUAGUCAAUCCACUGAUUGAUCGACUAGUGGGCCGUCUACGCACGUUGAUAUAUGACAUGAUGACGACAUAUCAUGAUGACUCUCAUGACAAACCAAUGGCUUCCGAAUCUACCGACUCGGAUUUUGCUGUAUUUGUCAAUGCUCUAGAGCGCUUGAUGGUAGUUUUGAUUGAAGGAGGCGGUGUCAACACGGGCGGAGGUGACGGGACUGCCAAUAAAGGUAGUUCCGAGCGUCUCAUGUCCGUCGAAUCAAGUGCAGGCUUGUUUGCUGGUGUGUUUGGAGUUUUGGGUGCAUCUGAAUCAGCCGCACAGCUCCCACAUGAACGACCUAAAACCGACUUCCAAGUGCGGCUUGGGACCGCUACUUCUGUCCUCUUGAAAUCGUGGGAUAUUGGCAUCAGUAUCAGUGAUUUGAAUGAGGCUGAAUCGUCCAGCUCGAAAGCACACUUCGCUUCUCGCAUCAAAAUCAGAGCUCGAAAGGCGUUCGAGCGGCUUUACAAGGCCGUGCCCAACGAGGUUCUCGAAUCCAUCAUUGACCAUUGGAGCUCCGAGACAGCAUCCUAUUCCACGGAUUCUUCAACGGAAGAUCAUUUGUUCGUCUUGUUAGAUCAUCUAGCACCAAGUGCUCAAACCAUCGUGACCAUGCUGUAUGAGCGACUUUCUGCCUAUGGUCACUUGUCACAAUCCGAUCGUGGGAAGGCAGUUGCUUCAGCCAGCUUUUUGCCGGAGAGUGUCUUAUUUGCCUUCUUGGAGGCUUAUCUAUCAAGGCUUGAAGGGCCCAUCGCUGUACAGAUAUGGACCAUCUCCCUGACGUUUGUUCGUGACGUACUGGCUAAUCCGACCAUGACCAAGGGUCAAACAUUUCCAACACUCAAGUGUUUUUCCAUUCUCGCUGACAAGAUCAGUCAAACAAGUGCACUUGAAGACAGACGUAUGCGACGAGAUCUUCAGGACACGUUUGUCAAAUUAUGUGACGUCAGUGUCCAAGGUGCUGGGAAGCAUCUGGAGCAAAAUAAAUUAAGAGCGCCGGACUCUAUUGGUGACCACCCCUCGCCGGCUGUUGAAGAAGAUAUGCUGAUAUCCCCAGUACCACCAAGUAUAAUACAUGACGAGAAGAAAGGUGUAGAUAUUGAAAAGCCCGCCACAGCUAGUGAAAUAACAACAUUCAUGUCCGAAAAAGCUCUUCCUGGUUGUCGCAGGUUUCUCAUCGAGCAUGAAAAACUGUAUGCCAUCUGUGUAAACAUAAUAUAUUACAUAAUCACGCCUGCAUUCAAGUCUCGUGCACUACUCAUCUACAGAACGUCUGAAGUGGAUGGUACAAUUCUCGAUCUCCUCAUCGAGAUGACCAAGCAUUCUGCCGCAGCUAAAGCAUGGCGCGCACAUGUGACGGAAACAUUUGGGGAUCCCAAAUUUUUCAAUUGUUCGCCUGAGACUGGACGGCGAUGGAAACUGAUUAUCCAGGCCCUGUUGAAUACUGACAAGGAGCGAUUUACGGAAAUGCUGAGCCGGCUCACCACAGCGCCGUCCUCUAACAUCUUCACCAAUAAGGAAAUGGAGAUGGUUACUAGAUCACUCAACCUCAGGCGCAUCACUUAUGCCAUAUACGCGGCGGAAUACAAUCGGUUCCUGGUGCACUUGCCCAGUAUACAGGAGAAGGUGGUGGAUUUGUUAAGAUCUAAUGUUGGUGAGAUAGUACACGCGGAAGUCUAUCUAUGUAUGCGAGUGUUAUUGUGUCGGAUCGCCAAUCAGCACCUAGGAGGAUUUUGGCCUAUCAUCUUGACCGAAUUGACGCGACUGUUUGAAAGCAUGAUUGAGAACACGCCCUAUUCGCCCCACUUUUUGGCUUUGGCACUCUCAGCAUCCAAGUUUCUUGACUUGCUUCUAGUCUUGCAGACUGAGGACUUUCAAAUACACCAAUGGAUGUUCAUUACCGAUACAGUCGACGCUAUAUACCCUCCCGAUCCCUGGUUUCCGCAUGCGAUCAUAGAUAGGCUAGCAAGCACACUCAAUGAACGCAGCAGUCUACCUGUUGAUCGUCCAAGGUCAUCAUUGAUCAUUCCAUCGCAAGUCUCGCCUCCGAUCUUUCGUUUGAUCAAACCACAUCUCUCGCGGCAAGGCUCGUCGACCAGCCUGAGUUCCCGAGUUGGUGGCUUUCCAGGUCGAGAUGAACUCUUAUCACCAGCAGUGGUGGUAGGUCGACGACCUUUGUUGAGCCGGACGAAGAAAAUUGAUAAUGUCGGGCCAUUGGAACGGUUCUUUUCAAAAAUCAGUCUAACAAAUUAUGAAGCAUGUUACGCAGGCGGUGUAGUCGAUUGGGAUGAGGUUGAAGUGGAUCUAGAAGUUGAUCUUUUUGAUGGAAAAGAUUGA
Molecule: messenger RNA, 5673 nt
Organism: Melampsora larici-populina 98AG31
Lineage: Eukaryota; Fungi; Basidiomycota; Pucciniomycetes; Pucciniales; Melampsoraceae
Exons: 23
Coding region: 1-5673 (1890 amino acids)
Biological process (GO): Golgi to endosome transport
Cellular component (GO): trans-Golgi network; endosome
Source: RefSeq, a predicted model, not a curated record